AGCCUCCAAUGGCUGCUUCAACUUCCUUUUUCCUAAUGCACUAUUCUAAAUGCAUGUUGCAGGAUGGCCUUUUGGACUUCUCAUCUCCUUGGCCUCCUGUUUUUCUUUCUACUAAUUAUCAAUCAAAUUUCCUUCAUCACCACCACCACCACCACCACCCGCGUUGGCGUUAUCUUGAAACCAACUUUCCUACAUGUUCCCGUCUUUCGGGAAGCGCCUGCUUUUCGCAAUGGGAGGGAUUGUGGUUCGUCCGCUGCGGACCGUAUUCAUGUGGCCAUGACUCUUGAUGCUAAUUAUUUGAGAGGUACCAUGGCUGCAGUAUUAUCCAUCCUACAACAUUCAACAUGUCCAGAAGAUGUCAUGUUUCACUUUUUAUGUGUAAGACAUGAACCUGUGGUAUUUUCUAGCAUUAAGUCCACUUUCCCUUACCUCAACUUCAAGCUCUACAAAUUUGAUGUCCACAGGGUCCGUGGCCUAAUUUCAAAGUCGAUUCGUCAAGCUUUAGAUCAACCGUUAAAUUAUGCAAGAAUUUAUUUGCCUGAUUUAAUUCCAAUAGACGUAAAACGCGUUAUUUAUCUUGAUUCUGACAUAGUCAUUGUUGAUGACAUUGUUAAAUUAUGGCAAGUUGAUCUUGGUGACAAAGUAUUAGCUGCUCCUGAAUAUUGUCAAGCAAAUUUCACAACUUAUUUCACAGACACAUUUUGGGAUGAUUCUGAAUUACCUAAAACAUUUAAUGGUAGAAAACCAUGUUAUUUUAAUACAGGUGUUAUGAUUGUUGAUGUUGAUAAAUGGAGAUGUGGAAAUUACACACAAAAAGUUGAAGAUUGGAUGGUUAUACAAAAGCAAAAAAGGAUAUAUCACUUAGGUUCUUUACCACCUUUUUUGUUAACCCUAGCUGGGGAUAUUACCCCUGUUGAUCAUAGAUGGAAUCAACAUGGAUUAGGUGGUGAUAAUAUUGAAGGAAAAUGUAGGAGUUUGCAUCCUGGUCCUAUUAGUUUAUUACAUUGGAGUGGUAAAGGUAAACCAUGGUUAAGAUUGGAUUCAAGAAAACCAUGUACUGUUGAUCAUUUAUGGGCUCCUUACGAUCUCUAUCGUUCAUCGAGGCAUUCAUUCGAGGAAUAAUGCAUGCUACUACAGAAGAAGCAGAUUCUGAAUUUUAACCUGAACGGUUUAAUAUUUUAUGUUCUUGUUACUAUUGAAGAACAAAUUGUAUGAACUUUUAAAAUUAUGGGGUUCAUAAUUUAAUAUUUAUUGAAAUUUUUAGUGAUCUUGUGUUAAAAA
Molecule: messenger RNA, 1281 nt
Organism: Solanum pennellii
Lineage: Eukaryota; Viridiplantae; Streptophyta; Magnoliopsida; Solanales; Solanaceae
Product: probable galacturonosyltransferase-like 4
Exons: 2
Coding region: 64-1122 (352 amino acids)
Cellular component (GO): Golgi apparatus
Molecular function (GO): glycosyltransferase activity
Source: RefSeq, a predicted model, not a curated record